This is a messenger RNA of Corticium candelabrum, 935 nucleotides long. RefSeq lists its product as uncharacterized. Lineage: Eukaryota; Metazoa; Porifera; Homoscleromorpha; Homosclerophorida; Plakinidae. The transcript is spliced from 2 exons. The record is from RefSeq and is a predicted model, not a curated record. The coding region runs from base 105 to 935 and encodes 276 amino acids.
UAAUCAAUUUUUGUCUACUAAGUUUACAUCUGAAACAGAGGAUAGCUAGUCACACAAGAAGUGGUGGUCCAAAAGGUUGUCACCUGGAGAGAUUGCAAGAAGCAAUGAAAUCGCCAGAGACAUGUCUAACCUACGUGGCGCUUUCAGGGCAAAGGAAGCAAAACGUAGAAGAUGCCGAAAGGAUCUUUUCUAAGUCUGUUGCCCAGUAUCUAAGACAAAGAGGUUACACAAACGAGGCUGUUUAUGUGCAAACAGUGUGCAAUUGGCAUGUUGCUUCUGAUGGACGAGGAAUAUCACAGCUUAAACGAUGCAAAUACAAUUAUGAGAUGCUUCAAUAUGUCUUGGAUGAAUUAAUGCCUUGGCAUAGACAGAGUUAUGACUUCAGUUAUCUAGAAGUAAAUCAGCCAGUGAAAGGCAUCAGAGGAUUCAGCCGAGAAACUCUAAUUGCCGUCCUAACCAACAUUGAGAGUCAGGAGUAUCGCCGACGGCAAUCAUCGAAACUACAUGAGAUUCCGGAGCAUCCCAGGGCCUCUUCAAGUGAUGAUGUGGAAUGUUUCUUUUCGAUCCUCCACAAUCAACUUGGACUAAAUUACAGUCUCAAAGCGAUACAAAACCGAUGGAGGGUCAUUUGCAACGAGUUUAUAAAGAGAAUAGACCCCGAUCUGCUAUUCUACUACCACACAAGUGACAAGAACCGUUUCAGAAUACAUGACAUUCCCUGUUUUGACAGUCCCACUAGCGAUAGCAGGGAAAGACUUGAUUUUCUACGGCUACCUCGAAGAGAAGAUGUAGGACAGAUCCUUGUCGGCAGGGCAUCAAUGCCAGUGAGAGGAACUAAAACAAUAAGGCAGCAAUUUCACAGCAAUCCACCUGUAUUACCUCAACCACCACAACUGCCACAACCAGGAAGAGAUUCUACUACUAGUACUUAUUGA